Galendromus occidentalis (western predatory mite) is the source of this 1391-nucleotide messenger RNA. RefSeq lists its product as uncharacterized. The record is from RefSeq and is a predicted model, not a curated record. Bases 123 to 1391 code for a protein of 422 amino acids. The transcript is spliced from 4 exons. NCBI's taxonomy places the organism in Eukaryota, Metazoa, Arthropoda, Arachnida, Mesostigmata, Phytoseiidae.
CUGUACCUCCGCCAUUUUUUGUUAUAGGAUCUCGAAGCAUUCUCAAUUCUCGCUUGAUGGCGCUUUCGCGGUGUCGGAAGUCGAUACGCUGCCUCGUUAAGCAAUAAAGUACUCAAUCGAGGAUGCGAAUCGACGCGUACGAGAUCGGGACGCCGCCCGUCGUCCUCAAUUCCACGGAAUCGGUCCUGGUUCUCAAUCAGGGUCGAGAUUUCCUGGAAGGUUAUCUCGCGAGGAAGCCGAAGGACACGUACGAGUCGCUCGAAGCGGAUCUUCGGAAAAAUCGACACUACUUGAAAAGGACGAAUAAUAUCCGUAGGGAUCUCCUUGUUGUGGUGCAAUGGGACAGAACUUUCACGAGAGGAAUAGUUCUCAACGCGACAGGCAGCUUCGUGGACGUUUUCCUCCUGGACUACGGAAUACGGGAGUGCUAUUCGAGACGUAAUUUAUUUGUGCUCCCCGAGAAAUUCCGGCAAGUACCAGCGUACGGAAUCCGUAUCGAGUUGGAGACUCCGACCGAGACCAACUUGAGAGAUGACUUCGUGACAAUCACGUGUCUCGAACGACUCACUGCCACAUCAGCGAAAGGUUCUCUAUCCGAGGACCGAGCGGGCGAACUUGAACCUUGCGCACCGACUUCCGAGCCGACCUCCAAUGGACAACCUCAUCUUGAAGGGAUCCCAUCCAGAGGCCCCGCUGACCCAGGAGUCAUUGUGUUUCCCGGUGACGUCCGUCUGCGCACUGGGAGUUCCUGCGAGGACGAAGAGAGAGCACGCGAGAGGCUCUCGCGAAUCGAGCUCGGUGGGACUCAUCCUCCGCCGACUAGUCGUCCCACGUCCGAAAAAGAGCCUCAGCCGAUUUUGGGGAGACCACCGAAUGAUUUGCUGCUCGAAAUGAUCGGCACUCGAUGUUUCCUUACUGAGCUUCUGGUGAUGCACGUGGUUUCGCGCACGGAGAUGGUGUGCUCUCACUAUCCAUCGCUGAGGCGUGUUCGGAGAGCUCUUGACGAAAUGAACGUUCUACCUUCGGCUAUCCCUCACGACGAUGUGAAACCCCAAAUGUUGGUGCUUGCGCUGAGUAAAGGAGCGUUGCAUAGAGGUAUCAUCGGAACCGCUCCCGCCGAAUCUGCGAAUCGGCACCGAGUUGAAUUCAUCGACUUGCCAGGGCACACCGAAGCCCCUCUGGUGUACUAUGCACCGACAGCAGUGGCACAGAGCGCUCCGCGAGCCUUGAUGAAAGUUCGACUCCGGAAAGCUGUGGCGAAGAUCGAGUCCGGAGACUUGGUUACCCUGCUUUGCGAGCGAGUCACCAACAAUACGGCUCACGGAUAUCUAGUAAGGAGGAAGAACGACCACGGGUCACCAUGCCCGGGAAUUCCAAUAUCCAAACUCUGA